CCGAAGCGCAUCAUUCUCGUUCGGCACGGCGAGUCGAUCGGCAACGUCAACUCGUCCGCGUACUCGUCCACGCCUGACUCGCAGAUCUCGCUCACAGAGCGCGGCUUCGAGCAGGGCACGGCAUGCGGGCGCGAGAUACGGAGGCUGGUGGGCAACGGGUCUGUGCGCUUCUACUACUCGCCCUACCUGCGCGUGCGCCAGACGCUGCUCGCGAUCCUGCAGGCCUUCGAGGGGCAGCCGGUCGAGAUCGCCUCCGAGCCGCGGCUGCGGGAGCAGGAUUUCGGCAACUUCCAG
Molecule: messenger RNA, 294 nt
Organism: Emiliania huxleyi CCMP1516
Lineage: Eukaryota; Haptophyta; Isochrysidales; Noelaerhabdaceae
Exons: 1
Molecular function (GO): phosphatase activity
Source: RefSeq, a predicted model, not a curated record